This is a messenger RNA of Mycena indigotica, 978 nucleotides long. RefSeq lists its product as uncharacterized. The record is from RefSeq and is a predicted model, not a curated record. The transcript has 3 exons. Bases 1 to 978 code for a protein of 325 amino acids. Lineage: Eukaryota; Fungi; Basidiomycota; Agaricomycetes; Agaricales; Mycenaceae.
AUGGAACUACUCUACCCUGCUGGCUCAGCGAACCCUUCGGCUCGUCCUCAAGGUGGUGCUGAAUUCUACGCCUCGCCCUUGCCAAUCACUGAAGCACAAACUGUCACUAUGGCCUACAGCGUGUUUUUCCCAAAUGGCUUCGACUGGGUUCGUGGCGGCAAACUUCCGGGACUGUAUGGUGGUCGAAGAGGGUGUUCGGGUGGCGACUCAGCCUUGGAUUGCUUCAGUACGAGAUUGAUGUGGCGGAAACGAGGGGAAGGAGAACUUUAUUUGUAUGCCAUGAAGGACAAGCAGACUAAGGCACUAUGCGACGACCCUCAGUCUGAAUGCAACGCUCAGUAUGGUUUCUCCAUCGGACGUGGUUCAUUUCGCUUUGCAACGGGAAUGUGGACACAUGUGGAGCAGAUUGUAACGCUUAAUACCCCCGGCAAACAAGAUGGCAUCUUCACGCUCUUUGUCAAUGGCAUUCAAGUCAUCCAUCGCGAAGACAUCUUCUACCGUGACGCGCCUGCUGGAUCUCCUCAAACUUCGGCUCCUCCUUCAAAAACAACCCAAGACAGUGGUGGUGGGAUUGGAGGACUCAUACCAACCUUGGGACUAGGACCCAUUCUCGGUGGUCUCGUCGGAAUUGCUCGGCGCUCUGUUUUGCUUGCGGAUCCGGUGCCAGUCUCAAUCGCAGAACCGACAACGCCAAUUGAGGAACUUCAUCUUCUUGCAAGUCCUGGAGGUGUCAUUCUUUCGCCCUAUUUAUCGCCUCCUCCGCUCGAGUUUCCUUCAGAUCAACGUUCAAGUGAUUCCACUUCCGCCGAUCGAACAACAUCGCCGUCUAGCGAGCAAGCUUCAAAAUCGACAUCUAAGCCAGUUGGGUUCGUUGGCAUCUUUUUUAGUACAUUCUUCGGGGGACACGGCCCUACGUAUACUACCCCCGUCGACCAAUAUGUGUGGUUUAGAGCCUUCAGCCUCACCUCUGAUGCCUAA